Messenger RNA from Eruca vesicaria subsp. sativa (arugula), 2408 nucleotides. The record is from the annotation of a GenBank genome assembly. Lineage: Eukaryota; Viridiplantae; Streptophyta; Magnoliopsida; Brassicales; Brassicaceae.
GGAUAUCAGACUAAAGAAAACGAACAGAAAGGAAACAAAUUUCAAAUUCAAACGCCUUCCCUUAUCUAUAGAUUCAUCAUCCUUUGUGCUUCAAAUUCGUUUGAGAAAUCCUCUCUUGAGAAAUUUGUGAUAAUUAUGGAGACCAAGUCGUUGAUGAGUCAGGGACGAAAAGCUGUUCGGGUGGUGGCUAGGGUUAAGCCAACAGCAGAUCCGUUGGUUUUACAAUCGUCAGCAGCAGCGACAUCAAUAUCAAUUCACAAGCCCAACGGAUACGAAUCUGAGUCUGUUUCGAUUUCGUUCGGUGCUCAAUUCGCUGGUUCGAAAGACUCUUAUAAGUUGGACUACUGCUAUGAAGAAAACGAAACCACAAGUUUAAUUCUCACCAAGGAGAUUAAGCCUCUUAUCUCUACUGUCUUUGAGGGUAAAGACGCUAAUGUAAUUGCACAUGGAGCAAGAUGUAGCGGUAAAACACAUCUUAUUCAGGGGUCUGAGAAGGAGCCUGGAUUAGCUGUCCUUACAAUGGCUGAGAUGUUAUCCAUGGCUGAGGAAAAGGGAUACGCGAUUUCAGUAUCGGUUUAUGAGGUCUCUCAUGAAACUGUUUAUGACAUUUCAGACCAAGAAAAGAGAGUGGUCUCUGUGCUAGAGGGUGCACAAGGAAAGAUUCAACUAAAGGGACUUUCCAAGGUACCUGUGAAGUCACUCUUAGAGUUCAAGGAACUAUAUUUCGGUCUCAAGAAAACUCAGAAACUGACUGGUGACUCUCCUCUUCGGAGCCAUAGAGGUGUGAUGAUACAUGUAACUACUGGUAGCAACGUCAAUUCUGGAUCCCUUGGGAGGAUGAAUUUUCUUGAUAUGGCAGGAUAUGAGGACUCUAGGAAACAAAACACAGAUCCUCUAGAGGUUACAAGAAUCAACAAGUCGAUAUAUGCUUUACAGAACGUCAUGUAUGCUCUCAACGCAAAUGAAUCUCACGUGCCAUAUCGAGAGAGCAAACUCACUCGCAUGCUGAAAGACUGUUUAAAAGGAUCCAACAAAACAUUGCUGAUCACUUGUUUGCCUCGGGAGUUUAGCCAAGACUCGUUUUAUAUGCUGAACUUAGCUUCACGUAUCUGCCUAGGCAGUAACCGAGCCAUGGCUAGUGUAACUAAGAAGAGCAAUGGUCCUACCAGACCUAUUUCAUCAUCCUCUGUCGUUCAGAGGAGACAAACACCUUUGACUGUGUCUGCUCCUUCUAAAAAACGGACUGAGCUAAGGGGUAAUAUGACUGAGAGAAAGAUAAAGAUCAACAGUUCCGCUUCUGCAAUUAAAGGAAGGAAACUGUUCGGAGAAGCAAAUGGUUCGGUGAAAUCUAAAAACAACUAUAAGAAGAUGGAAGGCAAAGAAAGGGUGGCAGUGAAAAAGGAAAUCUCCACUUCAAAGGUUGCAGUGAAAGUUCAGGCGUCCACAUCUGAAGAAGAAGUCUGCUCUUCAUUUGUGGUCACAGAUUUUCAAUCUUCUUCGGUAGUGGAGGAAAAUUCUGUCCUAGCUCUCUCAGGUUCCAGUAAUCCUCAGGAGAUACCUUGUAAUCAUGAAGAAGUGUUUUCAGAAGCUGUUGACGAUGUUGCACGCAAAGCCGAAAUUGUAGAGAAAGAUGAGAAACGUUCAGAUAUUGAAGAAGGUCUGACUCUAUUUAACGAAGGUGAAAACUUGGACAAAGAAAACACCAAUUUGCUAGCCAAUGAAACUGCGUCACCACCGCUCAGCUUGCGGCUUCAAGAGCUAUCCAACAAAUUGAAGUCGAUAUGCAAUACCUCAAAUCAACCAUCGACACCUGAGAAGUACCAAACUGCACUGACUAAAUUUCCUGAACAAGUACCAGAGCAUAGCGACAUUACUGCUGAUGUUGAGCUAAGGACACCAGAGAGACGUAUGCCUUUAAAUGUUGGUUGUAGUCCUUGGAAGACAUUCAGUGCGCAUAGCUCUAAACUGAAGAAUUCUGCGGUUGAAGAGUAUCUCAAGUUCUUGAACACUGCAGAUAAGGAAGAUUUAAAGAAGCUAAAGGGUAUUGGAGAGAAGAGAGCAACUUACAUAGUUGAGCUCCGCGAAGAAUCACCUGAACCAUUUAAGAAACUUGAUGACUUGAAAGAUAUUGGACUCUCAGAAAAACAGAUUAAGGGAUUACUAAGGAAAGAGAUUGGAGAUAUUUUCAAUUAGCUCAAGAAACGCUCUCUUUCUCUUAUGGUCACAGCAAAUGGGUUGAAAUAUCUAUGAAGGUUUUGUGAAGCAACACACCAAGUUGCUCUACUAAAACUUGGAAGAAUCUAUUUAUAGUCAAUGAAUACUAAGUUAAGGUGUUGAGUGUGUAGCAUAUUUUUUUUUAAUCAAACUAAGUCGUGACCUUCUCCUGUCGGAUGGUUUCUAUAUGUUUC